This is a messenger RNA of Acaulospora colombiana, 604 nucleotides long. The record is from the annotation of a GenBank genome assembly. NCBI's taxonomy places the organism in Eukaryota, Fungi, Glomeromycota, Glomeromycetes, Diversisporales, Acaulosporaceae.
GAACUCAAAUCCCUUUCCGGUCGACUCACAGCUGCCACCAAAAAGCUCACUCUCGAAACAAAACUAAGAGAUGCUGCUUCAUCACUCAACAAAGUACAAGAAGCGCAUAACCGGACCCCGUCCAAAGCAGGCAACCUCAGUGCUCUUGAAACGGCCAACGCCAAAGUACAAAAGGCGCAACAAGAGCGACUAGAGUCCCAACUCAAACCUCCAGCUAGCAACGUCGAUAGCUCAGGUCGAACUACUCCAGCUAAUGGAUUAGUAAACGAUUUUAGUCCAACCUCGGCGGUUACAAACAUGUCCUCCACCUUCCGUCCCAAAUUCGAGGGGGCUCAUCUCUUUGCUGGUCAUACCGAUGCCGCUGUACCGCGCAUGCCCAAGGUAAUACGGUCAGUGACCGAAAUGAACGCAAUGGAGGAACAACUAGCAUCCAAAGAAGAAGCCCUCAAAGCCGCGCAACAGCAGGAAGAACAGCUGAGAAAGGAAGCCGCUGCCCUACGUAACCAAAAGAAGGAGGUAGAGGACGGUUUCAGUGCCAAGCUUCAAGAGGCAGAUACAACAAUAUCCGGUCUACGGGCGGAAUUACAACGGAUGAACUCGACAA